This is a messenger RNA of Racocetra fulgida, 1564 nucleotides long. NCBI's taxonomy places the organism in Eukaryota, Fungi, Glomeromycota, Glomeromycetes, Diversisporales, Gigasporaceae. The record is from the annotation of a GenBank genome assembly.
AUGUCAACGUCACAAUUUUCAACUUCAGAAUUUGGUACAUGCCCCAAAUGCUCAUCACCCCGAUUCUAUUAUAACUGGUGUCGUCAGUGUGAAUUUUACGCUUAUCAAUCACUCUAUCCUAAAUGGACAUGUCAAAAUCAAGAAAUUGAUCUGGUUAUUAAGAGCAUUCAAGCGAAUGCUGGUUCAAUAUUUUCAUUUAUUGAAUAUAUUCCUUAUGAAAGGUUUCAAAAUAUUAAAUAUAUUGGAAAAGGUGGCUUUUCAACGGUUUGGGAGGCUGAGUGGAUUGAUGGACCACGGGAUGGACCACCAGCCUUUGAACAUAAGGAUGAGGCGCAAGACACACAGAUGCCGAAAUGGAAACGGAGUGGGCCAAGAAAGGUUACGUUAAAAUCUUUAAUGGCUUCUCAAAAUGUUAAGUCUCCAUUUUUUGAAGAGACACAAGAAUUCAUAGUGGUUUUUCAAAAUUGCCCUCAAUAUGAUUUACAAACAUAUCUUUCUCAUCUUCCAUAUACUACGUUACCACAAUCCCAUAAACUUAUUUCUCAAAUUGUCAGUGGUCUUAAAGAGAUUCAUAAGUCGGGUUUAAUUCACAGAAAUUUACAUUCUGGUAAUAUCCUAAUUGAUGAAAAUGGUGAUGCUUACAUUGGAGAUACUGGACUACCAUUUAUUGAACGUCCUCAUGAUAAAGAAUUGCAAAAAGAAAUAGUAAAAAAUAAUUUGAGACCUAUUAUGAUUGAGGAUAUGCCACCGGAAUAUAAAGAAUUGAUAUCUUCAUGUUUGGAUUCAGAUCCUUUGAAUAGACCAAGUAUUGAAAAUAUUGAAAAAAUUUUAAAUGAGAUGAUUUUUAAUGAAGCAGGAUUCGAGAUUGGGAUCAAAGGAAACGGAGAGAUACGAAGGGUUCUGUAUCAGGAGAGACAACGUAUAAUGCCUCAUAGGAAGGCAAAAUACGUUAGUAAAUUAAUUCCAUUUUUGAACAAAAAAAAAACUGAUGCCCACGAGAUCAAACCAGUUCCAUUACGAAAUGGAGCACAAAAUAACUUGGUUACGUCUAAUGAUUUUAUGAAUAAACUUGAUUCAGGAAUCGUUGAGGCAAAACGUGAUUCAGGAAUCGUUGCGGCAAAACGUGAUUCUCAAGUUAUUCCUCAGGUUUAUCCUCACGUUAAUCCUCAUACAAGUCCACAUAGCAGCCCACAGCGUAGUUCUUUGAUUCCAAAUGUUUUUGAAAAUAAACAAUGUUCUGUUGUGAUAGUAAAUUCUAAAGAAAAUAAUCCAAGAGAAUCAAGAGUUUUCACAAUGGGCAAAAAUUCUGGAAUGUAUUAUGAUGGUUUUAAGGAAUCUAUGGAAUGGUCAAAUCCAAAAACCGAUCAUAUUGCCCAGAAAUUGCAAACUGCAGCAGCAUACCGUCGUAUCUCAACAGCAGCAUACUCUGCAGCAAUAUCAUACCCUGAAAGUCAGUUCUCGGGUAAUCAAGGUAAUCAAAGUCAAAGUCAAUAUAUAGCUCCACAUCCAAAUACUGGUUAUGGAGCUCCUUCUCCAACCCCUCCACCACAAUAUUCAGGUUCAG